Molecule: messenger RNA, 1108 nt
Organism: Sebastes umbrosus (honeycomb rockfish)
Lineage: Eukaryota; Metazoa; Chordata; Actinopteri; Perciformes; Sebastidae
Product: odorant receptor 131-2-like
Exons: 1
Coding region: 1-972 (323 amino acids)
Biological process (GO): G protein-coupled receptor signaling pathway
Cellular component (GO): membrane
Molecular function (GO): G protein-coupled receptor activity
Source: RefSeq, a predicted model, not a curated record
AUGUCACACACAACUCAAUCUCAGACCAACAUCACUGCUGGACAGCAGUAUCAAGGCUUACUGGAAAGAGUGUUAUUUUCCGCUGUGACUACAGUACCAUGCUGUGUGUUUCUCUUCAUUAAUUGGACCAUGUUAUUCACCUUGAGGAAUAAAUUGGUGUUUCGUGAGACCUCCCGUUACAUUCUUCUGUUUAACCUCCUUUUUGCAGACACUGUACAGAUGGCACUGAGUCAGUUACUGUACCUCCUGGCUGCUUAUAGAGUAAAACUGACAUAUCCUGUAUGUGGCGUUCUCGUCAUGUUGGCCUAUCUCACAAUAGUAAUCUCCCCUCUCACACUGGUGGUGAUGUCUCUGGAGAGAUAUGUGGCUGUGUGCUACCCACUGAGGCACGCUACCAUCAUCACCAUCAGAAACACAGCAGUGGCUAUCAUUGUGGUUUGGUCCUUCAGUUCACUACAUGUCCUCACACAAGUUAUUUUACUGUUAGAUUUUCCAUAUGACAACCUGGAGAGCCUGCAGAUGGAAAAGUAUUGUGCCAAACUAAACAUACUUCUUGGCCCAAUUUCUGGUCUUUAUGAUAAAGCCUACACUUAUUUUCUGUUUGUAUCAGCUGGUUUAGCAGUCAUUUCUUCCUAUAUAGGUGUGAUGAUAGCAGCCAGGUCAGCCUCCACAAACAAAGCUUCAGCCCAGAAGGCUCGUAAUACUCUGCUGCUGCAUCUGGUGCAGCUGGGCCUCAGUCUCUUGUCAACUAUACACCACUCUUUCCUUGUAGCCAUGUCAAAAAUUGUUACGAGGAUCGUGUUUGUGCGCAUCCAGAUUGUUUUUUAUGUGCUUAUUUUCAUCUUCCCCAGAUGUCUGAGUUCUCUCAUUUAUGGCAUAAGAGAUCAGAACAUCAGACCUGUCCUCGUGUACCAUCUAUGUUGUCGACUGAAACUCUCAGUCGCCCCGGCCAAGGCCAAGGUCUCACCCUAGAUUUCAUGAAAUGAGUUGAGCUUUGUAUUUUCCUGUAAAUGUAGUGUGUGUAUAUAUAUUAUCAUAUGUCUCACCUUAGCAUACAUGGAAUGAACUCUAUAUGUUUGAUGUUUGUUAAACUCAUGCUGUCAUCUGA